Apis cerana (Asiatic honeybee) is the source of this 844-nucleotide messenger RNA. RefSeq names its product trafficking protein particle complex subunit 31. Gene Ontology annotation, biological process: endoplasmic reticulum to Golgi vesicle-mediated transport. Gene Ontology annotation, cellular component: TRAPPI protein complex; TRAPPIII protein complex; TRAPPII protein complex. Lineage: Eukaryota; Metazoa; Arthropoda; Insecta; Hymenoptera; Apidae. The record is from RefSeq and is a predicted model, not a curated record.
AUUGAAAAGAAUGUUUACAUUUGUCACAGAUAUUAAAGGCAUAACUUCAUGGUAUAAUUCAAAGAAUGAAUCAGUUGUAUGUGUAUAUGGUAAAGGAUUUGAGAUAUUGAUUUAAUGAUAUAUGUAUAAGAGAUUCUGAAAACAGAAAUGACGAGUAUUACAAUAUCAGCAAUUCGAACACGAACAAGUAUCCUUGAUAAAUCAUUAAGUAAAGGAAAGGGAGAGGUUAGCUUGAGUUGUUUUGCACUUUUGUUUUCAGAACUCGUACAAUACUGUCAAAAUCGAGUGUACACUGUACCAGAAUUACAAAAUAAAUUGGCAGAAAUAGGUAUGGAAGUUGGCCACAGAGUAACAGAUCUACUUGUCGUACGAGAGAAAGGUGGAAAACGUGAAAUAAAAUUAUUAAAUAUUUUAUUAUUUAUUAAAAGUACAGUAUGGAAAUCAUUGUUUGGUCGUGAAGCUGAUAAGUUAGAACAUGCAAAUGAUGAUGAACGUACUUAUUAUAUCAUAGAAAAAGAAGCAAUAGUAAAUAAAUUUAUAUCAGUUCCAAAAGAUAAAGGAAGUUUAAAUUGUGCUUCUUUUAUUGCUGGCAUAGUUGAAGCUAUUCUCUGUGAUUGUGGUUUUCAAGCAAAAGUGACUGCACAUUGGCAUAAAGGAACAACAUAUAUGGUUAAAUUUGAUGAUGCAGUUAUUGCUCGUGAUAAACAACUUGAAGAUCGAUAAUUAAAUAUAUAAUAUAUAUGUGUAUAUAUACAUAUAUAUUUUAAAGAAAACAAAAUUAAAAUAAAAUAUAAUAUUUAAAUAUUAAAAAAAAAUCUUUUAAAUAAAAAUCUAAAAAGAAAAA